AUGAAGCACGCCGUGGUGCUCGUCGCCGCGUGCGCCGGCGCCGCCGUCUCCUUCGCCAUCGAUCCCAACGUCGCCACCAAGAAUCCCACGCGGCAAGAGUACUGCAAGCCCUUUCACGGCGUCAGCGUGGUCUGCCUCGCGGCCAUCAGGAAGUGCGAGAGGGAGAACAAGAGGCCCAUGACUGACUGGAAGUGGACCAACCGCGCGUACAAGCUGCGGUGCGUCGAGGCCAGCGCCAACCGGAUCCUGGACGAAGGCCCAAGAGAAUAG
This is a messenger RNA of Metarhizium album ARSEF 1941, 270 nucleotides long. RefSeq lists its product as uncharacterized. Bases 1 to 270 code for a protein of 89 amino acids. The transcript has a single exon. Lineage: Eukaryota; Fungi; Ascomycota; Sordariomycetes; Hypocreales; Clavicipitaceae. The record is from RefSeq and is a predicted model, not a curated record.